CGCUGCCCCGCCGGACGCUGCGGGCUAGCGCGCUGGGGCUGCGGCUGCGUGUCCCGGCGCGCAGCCGGGUGGCCCCGCCGGCCACGAAGACGCAGCAGCAUGAAGCAGAGGUGGAGUUCAACUUGAUCUUUGAGAGCAUUGCCUUCUAAGGAACAAUGUAUGGACCAGACCACAUGGCCUGAGGCUGUAAGAUUAAGGUGACAGUGCCAGGUGGAUCAGCGGCCAUUCCACUGCCCCCUCCGUGGGGCUGUGCCAAGAGUAGGAGAGCAUGGAGGAGAGGAAGCAGGAGACAACAAACCAAGCUCACGUCCUCUUUGACCGGUUUGUCCAGGCCACCACCUGCAAGGGGACCCUCAGAGCCUUCCAAGAGCUCUGCGACCACCUGGAGCUGAAGCCCAAGGACUACCGCUCCUUCUACCACAAGCUCAAGUCCAAGCUCAACUACUGGAAGGCCAAAGCCCUCUGGGCCAAACUGGACAAACGGGGCAGUCACAAAGACUACAAAAAGGGAAAGGCGUGCACCAACACAAAGUGUCUCAUCAUCGGAGCUGGCCCCUGCGGUCUCCGCACAGCCAUCGACUUGUCCUUACUGGGAGCCAAGGUGGUGGUCAUUGAGAAGCGAGAUGCCUUUUCCCGAAACAAUGUCUUGCAUCUCUGGCCCUUCACCAUACAUGAUCUCCGAGGUCUGGGUGCCAAGAAAUUCUACGGCAAGUUCUGUGCCGGAGCCAUUGACCAUAUCAGUAUCCGCCAGCUCCAACUAAUUCUUUUGAAAGUAGCCUUGAUUUUAGGCAUUGAGAUCCAUGUCAACGUGGAAUUCCAAGGACUUGUCCAGCCUCCCGAGGACCAAGAGAAUGAACGGAUAGGAUGGCGAGCAUUGGUGCACCCCAAAACUCACCCCGUAUCAGAAUAUGAAUUUGAAGUGAUCAUCGGUGGGGAUGGACGGAGGAACACCCUAGAAGGAUUUCGCCGGAAAGAAUUUCGUGGCAAACUAGCCAUCGCCAUCACAGCAAAUUUCAUCAACCGUAACACAACAGCAGAGGCCAAAGUGGAGGAGAUCAGUGGUGUGGCUUUUAUAUUCAACCAGAAAUUUUUCCAGGAGCUGAGAGAAGCCACAGGCAUUGACUUGGAGAACAUCGUCUACUACAAAGAUGACACGCACUACUUUGUCAUGACGGCCAAAAAACAGAGUUUACUGGACAAAGGGGUGAUUCUGCAUGACUAUACAGACACGGAGCUGCUGCUUUCCCGGGAGAACGUGGACCAGGAGGCUCUGCUGAACUAUGCCCGGGAGGCAGCAGACUUCUCUACCCAGCAGCAGCUGCCUUCUCUGGAUUUUGCCAUCAAUCACUAUGGGCAGCCUGAUGUGGCCAUGUUUGACUUUACCUGUAUGUACGCCUCUGAAAAUGCUGCCUUGGUACGGGAACAGAAUGGACACCAGUUACUAGUAGCUCUGGUUGGGGACAGCCUCUUGGAGCCUUUCUGGCCAAUGGGAACAGGAAUAGCCCGGGGCUUUCUUGCUGCUAUGGACUCUGCCUGGAUGGUACGAAGCUGGUCUCUGGGUACCAGCCCCUUGGAAGUCCUGGCAGAGAGGGAAAGCAUUUAUAGGUUGCUGCCUCAGACCACCCCCGAGAACGUGAGCAAGAACUUCAGCCAAUACAGCAUCGACCCUGUCACUAGGUAUCCCAAUAUUAACGUCAACUUCCUCAGGCCAAGCCAGGUGCGCCAUUUAUACGAUAGCGGAGAAACGAAAGAUAUUCAUCUGGAAAUGGAGAACCUGGUGAACUCCCGAACCACUCCCAAGCUGACUCGCAAUGAGUCUGUAGCUCGUUCAAGCAAACUGCUGGGGUGGUGCCAAAGGCAGACAGAUGGCUAUGCAGGAGUGAAUGUGACAGAUCUCACCAUGUCGUGGAAAAGUGGCCUGGCCCUGUGUGCCAUCAUCCACAGAUACCGCCCUGACCUAAUAGACUUCGACUCUUUGGACGAGCAGAACGUGGAGAAGAACAACCAGCUGGCCUUCGACAUCGCCGAAAAGGAACUGGGCAUCUCUCCCAUCAUGACCGGCAAGGAGAUGGCUUCCGUGGGGGAGCCGGACAAGCUGUCCAUGGUGAUGUACCUCACGCAGUUCUAUGAGAUGUUCAAGGACUCGCUCUCCUCCAGCGACACCUUAGACCUGAAUGCAGAGGAGAAAGCCGUCCUGAUAGCCAGCACCAAGUCCCCCAUCUCCUUCCUGAGCAAGCUUGGGCAGACCAUCUCCCGGAAGCGUUCUCCCAAGGAUAAAAAGGAAAAGGAUUCUGAUGGGGCUGGAAAGAGGAGAAAAACCAGUCAGUCAGAGGAGGAGGAGCCUCCCCGGAGCUACCGAGGAGAAAGGCCCACCCUGGUGAGCACCCUGACAGACAGGAGGAUGGACGCGGCCAUUGGGAACCAGAACAAAGUAAAGUACAUGGCAACCCAGCUGCUGGCAAAGUUCGAAGAGAACGCGCCUGCUCAGUCCGCUGGCGUGAGGAGGCAGCCGACACAAGAGCGUGGGGUCGGCCAGCCGUCCUGCUGCCUGCCAGAGCAGGGUCGCCCUGCUCCCAUCCCCCAGUGGAAACAGGGCUCCAUAAAGAAGGAGUUCCCACAGAACCUGGGGGGCAGCGACACGUGCUAUUUCUGCCAAAAGCGGGUCUACGUGAUGGAGAGGCUGAGCGCCGAGGGCAAGUUCUUUCACCGCAGUUGCUUCAAGUGCGAGUACUGCGCCACCACGCUGCGCCUCUCGGCCUACGCCUACGACCUUGAGGACGGCAAGUUCUACUGUAAGCCGCACUACUGUUACCGACUAUCUGGCUACGCGCAAAGGAAGAGGCCGGCAGUGGCUCCUCUGUCUGGAAAGGAAGCCAAAGGACCCCUGCAGGAUGGCCCCGCUGCAGAUGCAAACGGACUGGCCAGCGUCGCCAGCAGCUCAGCUGAGAGAACUCCAGGUUCCAGCAUGAACGGCCUGGAGGAGCCCAGCAUCGCCAAGAGGCUGAGGGGCACCCCUGAGAGGAUCGAGCUGGAGAACUACCGCCGAUCCGUGAGGCAGGUAGAGGAGCUGGAAGAGGUGCCUGAGGAGACGCAGGCCGAGCACAACCUGAGCAGCGUGUUGGACAAGGGCACCGAAGAGGAUGUGGCCAGCAGCAGUUCUGAGUCCGAGAUGGAGGAAGAGGAGGAGGAGGAGGAGGAAGAGGAUCAGCUCCCCACCUCCGACCUGGGCGGGGUUCCCUGGAAGGAGGCAGUAAGGAUCCAUGCCCUGCUGAAGGGGAGGAGUGAAGAGGAGCUGGAGGCCUCCAAGAACUUCGAGCCUGAAGAGGAGGAGGAAGAAGAGGAGGAAUACGAAGAGGAAGAAGAGGAGGAAGAAUAUGAUGAAGAGGAAGAGGAGGAGUCUAGCGAAGAAGGGGAGUAUUGCCCCUGGGACAGAGAACAACUGCAAGGCCAGUGGCUCCGGCAUCUUUCAAAGGAAGAAGAAAUGGGUACACGUGAAGCCGGGAGCAACAGGCUGCAGCACCUCGUAACCGCAGCAGAUCCCCUGGCGAUCCAGGCUGACGUGCACUGGACACACAUCCGGGAGAGAGAGGCGGAGGAGAGGAUGCUCCCAACCUCUGAGUCCUCCGCUUCUAGAGCCCCUCUGGAUGAGAACGAUCUGGAAGAGGAUGUGGAGUCCGAGCCGGCAGAGACCGAAGGGGAAGCCGCAGAGGAUGGGGACCCUGGAGACACUGGCGCUGAACUGGAUGAUCAGCACUGGUCUGAUGACAUCCCUUCUGAUGCCGAGACGGAGCAACGCUUACAGUGCCAGGCCGGGGUGAAAGCCGAGCUGGAGCUGAGACUGUCAGAGGACAAGGAAGAGAAGCCAUCCGACACACCAAAGCAAGAGGAGAGAGGUCCUUCCCAAGUCUCCAGCCAGUCUCCUCAGAAACAAGCUGUUCUGUUCUCCCCUGCCCAAAGCCCUGGGGCAGAGGAGGCCCAGGCCUCUCUUGCCUCUGUCGCCACCAAGGUGAAAUCCCCCGAGGAGCCCCUUUCCCCUGCACCUCUGCCUCCCAGAGAAAAGCCCAAAGCUGAAGCCCCUGAAGAUCAGAAAACUGUGCAGUCACCCAUCCGGUCGCAGCCUGUGGCCCUGCCGGAAGCCAGGACGCCUACCUCACCCACCGGCUCACCGCCGGAGUCUCUGCUGGCCCCUCUCACACCCCCCUCCAGCCAGCUCCCCAUCUGUUCCCAACCUCAGCCUUCCUCAGAUGCCUCCAUCCCGUCACCCACCGAAUCCCCCAUACGCUUCCAGCCGGUUCCAGCCAAAACGUCCACGCCCCUUACCCCACUUCCUGCGAAGAGCCAAGGAGACCCCAAAGACAGACUGAGCGGCCCCCAGGCUGUGGAGGAGGCCAUGAAGCGGAGCGACCUGGUAGAGGAGUUCUGGAUGAAGAGCGCCGAGAUCCGCCGCAGCCUGGGCCUUACCCCUGUGGACCGGAACAAGGGGUCAGAGCCCAGCCUCCCCUCUAAGCCAGUAUCCCUGAAGUCCUACCCAGUUGAUAGGUCGCCUCAGGAGGAGGGUCUCUGCCUUCUGAAGCCUCCAUCUGUUCCCAAGAGGUUGGGCCUGCCAAAGUCAGCCGGUGACCAGCCCUCACUGCUCACCCCAAAGUCGCCCUCCGACAGGGACCUGAGGAGCAACCAGGAGGAGCGGAGGGACCUGUCCAGCAGCUCGGGCCUGGGCCUCCACGGCAGCUCCUCCAACAUGAAGACCUUGGGCAGCCAGAGCUUCAACACCUCGGACUCCACCAUGCUCACUCCGCCUUCCAGCCCACCCCCUCCCCCGCCCCCCAACGAGGAGCCUGCCACCCUGCGGAGGAAGCCCCAUCCGACCCUGGAGCACAGGGAGGCCUCCGUUAUCCCUCCGCCCCCUCCUGCCACGUUCAUGCGGCCCCCGAGGGAGCCGGCGCAGCCCCCCAGGGAGGAGGUUCGGAAGUCCUUCGUUGAGAGUGUGGAUGAGAUCCCCUUCGCUGACGAUGUGGAGGACACGUACGACGACAAGACUGAGGACUCCAGUGCGCAGGAGAAGUUCUUCACGCCCCCCUCGUGCUGGUCCCGGUCAGAGAAGGUCCUGGCCAAGGAGAAUGGGCGCCUCCCUCCCCUGGGACGCGACGUGCAGCCACAGAAAAGGGGACUGCCCCUGGUCUCCGCAGAAGCCAAGGAGCUGGCCGAGGAGCGCAUGCGGGCCCGGGAGAAGUCCGUGAAGAGCCAGGCACUGCGAGAUGCCAUGGCCAAACAGCUGAGCAAGAUGCAGGCCAUGGAGAUGGCGGCCUCCAGGUCCCGCGCCAUGCCAUCCCAGGGCAAGGAACUCGGGCCGGAGUCCAGCAAGCGCCCGGCGCCCCGAGGCUCCCUGGAGACCACCCUGAAGCAUGAAGCUACCAGCGAAGAGAUCCUCUCCCCUCCCUCAGACUCAGGCGGCCCCGAUGGCUCCGUCACCUCCUCUGAGGGCUCCAGCGGGAAGAGCAAAAAGAGGUCGUCCCUCUUCUCCCCCCGCCGGAACAAGAAAGAGAAGAAAUCCAAAGGGGAAGGCCGGGCUCCCGAGAAACCCAGCCCAGGCCUCCCGGAGGACGUGGCAGCUAAGCCCAAGUCCCUGUGGAAAUCAGUCUUCUCUGGGUACAAGAAGGACAAAAAGAAAAAGAGUGACGAGAAGUCCUGCUCCAGCACCCCAUCCAGCGGCACCACGGUGGACUCCGGCCAGCGCAGGACGUCUCCGAUCGUGAAAACAGAGCUGCAGCUCCGGCGCCAGCUGAGCUUCUCAGAGGACUCAGACCUAUCCAGUGAUGACAUUCUUGAGAGGUCUUCCCAGAAGUCCAAGCGAGAGCCCAGAACCUACACAGAAGAGGAGCUGAGUGCCAAGCUGACGCGGCGGGUGCAGAGGGCAGCACGGAGACAGGCCAAGCAGGAGGAGCUGAAGCGGCUGCACCGAGCCCAGAUCAUCCAGCGGCAACUGGAGCAAGUGGAGGAGAAGCAGAGGCAGCUGGAGGAGAGGGGCGUCGCUGUGGAGAAGGCUCUGCGAGGAGAAGCAGACUAUUGGGGAGAGUCUUAUUACAGUGGCCUCAUCGAUUUGCACCUGGGUGGCAUGGGCAAAAAGGAUGACCCCAAGCUGAUGCAGGAGUGGUUCAAGUUGGUGCAGGAGAAGAACGCCAUGGUGCGCUACGAGUCGGAGCUGAUGAUCUUUGCCCGGGAGCUGGAGCUGGAAGACCGGCAGAGCCGGCUGCAGCAGGAGCUGAGGGAGCGCAUGGCUGUGGAAGAUCACCUGAAGACGGAGGGGGAGCUUUCGGAGGAAAAGAAGAUCCUGAACGAGAUGCUGGAGGUGGUGGAGCAGAGGGACUCCCUGGUGGCCCUGCUGGAGGAGCAGCGACUGCGGGAGAAAGAGGAGGACAAGGACCUGGAGGCCGCCAUGCUGUGCAAGGGCUUCAGCCUGGACUGGUCCUGAGCCCGGCCGCCGCUGUGUUGGGUAGAUUGGCACCCACCUGGCCCGGCUGCAUCCUCCCAAACCGGAGGGUAGUGCUCAGGCACCCGUGCUGUGGGGAAACCCCUCGUGAGGGUUAUCCUGUGAGGUGACUCCACCUCCUAGGAGAGGCCCCCCCCAGACCUCCCCCUCAGGAGGUGUGUGCUUGCUGCGUGCCCCAGGGGAGACUCCUUCAGGUCCCCGAGGGCUCGCUGCCUGGCACCUCUUUCUUCCUUCUGCUGGUAAGAGAGAGAAGUGGCUCCCCUUCCGAGCCGCUGCCGCCACCGAGCAUCUGCAGAGCAGAGCAGCCAUUGCCCUCAUGCUCCCUCAAGCACCACCAAAGAAAGGACGGCGGCAUCUACAGGAAAGGGCUGUGGAUGGAGGUCCAGCAGGAAGCCACACCCAGGAGGGUGACGCCCACCCUGCCACUGCAGGGGGAGUCGGACAGUAGGCCUGUUCUUUAUGCAAGUCCGGGGGGCUCAGGAGUGGUCUGCCCCAGCACACACUGGAUCCCCAGUGGCCAAGCGCCCCAGGCCGUCCACGUGGGCGGGGGCCUGAGGCCCAUGGAUUGCUGUGUUUUGCUUUGAGUUCACGACCGUUUGACACUGGAAAGUAUUGACUUUGGGAGAGCUGAGGGAGGCCCUAGUGUCAACCCCUCCCCCGCCCCACUGCUACCCCAUCCACUCCCACACCCCCUUUGACAGACAGGCGCCAUCCCUGGUCAGCACCCACAUCAGUCCAGGAGAUGGCCCUCUUGGACAUUUUCCUGUGUUUGCACAUUGAAACAAAACUGACAACCUGGCCAGACACUCAGCCACUUCGGACCCUUUUUGUCAAUUAACUUAUUUUUUUAAUACUUGAAAAUAAGCAACUUCAUUUUUAUACCUUUACUAGAGACACUGAUUGCCUGUCACCUGCGUGUCGGAGUGCCUGGGACGCCUUUGUUCAUCGCACGCCAGCUGAUGCAAAACUGACCUGAUUCUUGUUACAUACAUCUAUUUAUUAGCCUUCUUAAGAGUGUUACUGUCCUGGUCGGCCCCAGGGAGCAGCUCAAGGCCCCGUGGGUCCUUGCUCACAGCCUUUCUGUCCUCUUCUCCACCCAGCACCCUUGUUCCCGUUUCUGCUGCCACUGGACUCUUGCAGGAGAACUGCCUCUCUGUGAGGAGGCAUUUCAGCACUAGGAGGCCAGGCCUGGAGACAGAAAGGCUGCUCUGGUCUCUCCUGUUGGGAUCUUGGCUCUGUGGAACCCCCUUUGUCCGGUUUUCGUGGCAAGGUUUUACCUCCUGUACAUAGGUUUAAAUGUUGAGGCCAGCCCUUUUUCACACUUGCUGGGACCAAGUACAGUGUGACCUUGUCCUUAGGCUGGCUGACCAGAAUGCCCCAGUCCAGCUAGACAGGAAUGUGUGUUCUCCCCUCAACACACUGGCUGCUCCAAUUUUCCCUGCCUAUACUAGGAUUUUCUCGGCCUGGCAAGCACCAUGUAACCAGCUCCAUAAGCCAAGCUGUUCAUUUUUCAUGGUUCAGCCAGAGACCAAUGACGGGGGCCAGAGUGCUUCUCUUUCAGAACAGCAGCACAUGGACCUCUCCAUUGGUACCAUGCCAGCCUGGAAAGGGCAUGCCAGCUGGGCCUAGUAGGAGGGGCUGGUGCAGACAGCAUGCCAUCUCUGGCAGUCCUACGAGGGCCCACACUGGACCUGCCGUGGGAACCACACCGUGCCUCAACUUGAACGUCCAUCUAACUCCAGAGGAACGAACAAUUAUCUCACUCUUCACCAUGUGCAAAAGCUGCCAUCUCUCCUGUGGAAAUCCAGAUGUGCUGCUAGCAACCACCACAGCUCUGACGUCAUCACUUCCUGGUCUCUGACAUAGCAGUAUUGCUAUUUUUAUUCUGUCUGGAAGGGGGAGAGAGGAGGGCGUUCUGGAUUCCAUCUUCAACCACAAUCUGCCAAUCAAACUGGACUUCAGGCAGGACCGUCAUCGCCUGUGUGGCCUUCUCUUGAGCCCUGUCCUCCUCCCCAGUGCCACUGGCAGUCGCAAGCAGCCCAGCCCUGUCAUCCCUGCCAACCCGGAACAAGGAAACCAUUUCCAGAGUGACGCAAGGACGCAGAGGCUGCUGCGCCUCCAGUGGCCACACAGAGGAAGACUGUCCUGGUCAGCGGCGACCUGUCGAUCUUUCCAAAGCACACGCUGCUUCCUGCAGUCACUAGAAAGGGGGCAGAAGGCUUUGCAGGAGGGCCUCAGAAAUCCACCAGCCAGCUCUCCAACCAUGACAGCAUGAGGACUUCAGGUUCUCAUAAAGCACUUUUUUUUUUUUUUUUUUAGCCUCCCAGUUUGUAACCACUAGUUUGCAGUCGAUUUCAGUGGCCCAGGGCUGAGACGUGAAGUGGUCUCCGCCCCUGGAGAUGCGUGUGGCCCUAGUCAAGGGCUCUUCCCAGGAAUUAUGUCUUCACUUGAAGGUAGGGAAGAGAGGGAUGUGUGCACGUCAUGUGUGCCUAGGACGCUCGGGUGCGUUUUAGGAAGCCCAGACUCCAGGCUGAGACAGUACAAGAGGCUGCAGCCUCUGCCCCUGGAGGCAGGCAGAAGGCAGCCCCUUGCUCCCAAGCAAGAGCGUGGCCAACCCAGGUUCUAACCCUGCUCAGUUGGUAUCUUUGGACCUUUGCCCCCAACAGCCAUCCGUAAGAUAAAAGAUAAGACAUUUUUCACUGGCACAGGAGAGGAAAAGAUUAGGGGCAGAGGCAACAAAUAUCAGGGCCUGGAAUGUAGCUCACUGGUAGAAUGUGUGCUUAGCAUGCAUAAGGUCCCAUGGUUCAAUUCCCAGUACCACAUGAAAAAAACUUUUUUUGAAAGAUGGUAACAGGACCAGAGGGGAUGGUCUGUUUUAUGCGCAAUAAAGUUUUUUUUUUUUUAGAAAAAGGAAAUAACGUAUCUCUGAAGUCAUUUUUUUCUGUUGUUGACAUUGAGUUAAGACACAGUUCUGUAUCACCUGCCUUUCAGCUGUGUGAAAGCUACACAAAUCAUUU
Psammomys obesus (fat sand rat) is the source of this 9504-nucleotide messenger RNA. RefSeq names its product microtubule associated monooxygenase, calponin and LIM domain containing 3 (gene Mical3). The transcript has 36 exons. The record is from RefSeq and is a predicted model, not a curated record. Lineage: Eukaryota; Metazoa; Chordata; Mammalia; Rodentia; Muridae. The coding region runs from base 269 to 6469 and encodes 2066 amino acids. Gene Ontology annotation, molecular function: protein binding; FAD binding.